Pomacea canaliculata is the source of this 2876-nucleotide messenger RNA. Its product is annotated as aspartate aminotransferase, mitochondrial-like. The coding region runs from base 65 to 1357 and encodes 430 amino acids. The transcript has 11 exons. Gene Ontology annotation, biological process: L-aspartate catabolic process; biosynthetic process. Gene Ontology annotation, molecular function: L-aspartate:2-oxoglutarate transaminase activity; pyridoxal phosphate binding. The record is from RefSeq and is a predicted model, not a curated record. NCBI's taxonomy places the organism in Eukaryota, Metazoa, Mollusca, Gastropoda, Architaenioglossa, Ampullariidae. Gene Ontology annotation, cellular component: mitochondrion.
GGCAGGAGGGAGGCUUGAAUAUCGGAGUAACUUCCCCUCGCAGUUUCACCUUGAACCUAACAACAUGGCAGUGCAGGUACUUCGAUCAUCUUGCUCCUUCUCAAGAUUGCUGUCCAAAAACGUUCCAUCAGCUGGUACCGUCAGCCGAAAUGCAGCAUGGUGGUCAAAUGUGGAAAUGGGUCCCCCUGAUGCCAUCUUAGGUGUAACAGAGGCAUACAAGCGUGACCCCAACCCCAACAAGGUCAACCUUGGAGUGGGGGCUUAUCGAGAUGAUAAUGGAAAGCCAUAUGUCCUCUCAUGUGUACUUAAGGCAGAACAGGAAAUCAUGGCAUCUAAGCUGGAUAAAGAGUAUGCUGGCAUUGCAGGCAUACCAGAAUUUACUAAAGCUGCUGCAGAGCUGGCCUUUGGUGCAGACAGUCCUGUAACCACUGGAGGAUUGAAUGUCACCAGCCAGUGCAUAUCAGGAACGGGGUCUCUUCGAGUUGGAGCUGCCUUUUUUUCGAAAUGGUACGCCAAAAGCAAAGAUUUCUGGGUCCCAACACCAACUUGGGGAAACCACACACCCAUUUUUAAACAUUCAGGUCUUGAAGUGAAGCAGUAUCGUUACUACGAUCCUAAGACAUGUGGUUUUGACUUCAAAGGAGCCAUGGAGGAUUUUUCGAAAAUCCCUGCAGGGUCAGUUGUUGUUCUGCAUGCAUGUGCCCACAAUCCAACUGGUGUUGAUCCCAAGCCUGAACAAUGGAAGGAAAUAAGCCAGCUGUUUAAAAAACAGGGUCUGUACCCAUUCUUUGACAUGGCCUACCAAGGGUUUGCCAGUGGGGACAUUGACCGUGAUGCUUUUGCAGUCCGGCAGUUUGUCAAAGAUGGGCAACAGGUGGUUCUUGCCCAGUCUUUUGCCAAAAAUAUGGGUCUUUAUGGUGAGCGUGUUGGAGCUUUUACUGUGGUUUGUGACUCCAAAGAGGAGGCCGAUCGUGUCAUGUCUCAGAUAAAAAUUUUGAUCCGUCCCAUGUACUCCAAUCCUCCUAUCCAUGGUGCUCGCAUUGCUGCACGCAUCCUAACCACACCUGCACUUCGAUCUGAAUGGUUGAAAGAGGUGAAAGGGAUGGCUGAUCGCAUCAUCUCUAUGAGAAAGCAAUUGCGUGAGGGUCUGCAGAAGGAGGGGUCAACACGGAACUGGCAGCACAUCACUGAUCAGAUUGGCAUGUUCUGCUUCACAGGACUUAAUCCCACUCAGGUGGAACGCCUGACGAAGGAAUUUUCUGUUUACCUGACCAAAGAUGGGCGCAUUUCGGUAGCUGGACUUUCAUCGAAGAAUGUGGGCUACCUGGCCAAAGCCAUGCAUGAAGUUACCAAAUAAAACUGGCAGAGAUUUGUAAGAAGGAACACUUUUUGAAAAAAAAAACAAAAAAAAAAAUUUUGACUUGUGACACUGAAUUGCUGAAGCACAUAGCGAUGAAAAGAAUCUGCAAAACAAUAACAGGCACUGCAAGCUUAAAAAGAAAGCUUUUUAACAUGCAGUAGCCGAAGUAUGCUGACAUGGGAAGUGUAAUUAUCUAUUUUUCUUUACCCUUUCUUGUAGGACCAAGUGUAUUGCAGAGUAUGUAACGUGGCAAGCAACAUUUUUUUCUGAGCAGAAGUACUAAAUUGCUAACCUUAAUGGUUGUAGUAGAAAAAUGUUAGUAAGGUAAAAACAUUUUACCUCUUCAUCUUUUUCAUCUUUGGUAUUAUUUGUUUUAAUUCUUUGCCAUUGUUUACAGCAGUUUUAUAAAUUUACUGUGGCUGCUAAUGCGGGCAGAAAAAGCAGGAGGUGGGUGGCUUGUAUUAUCAAGUUCUCCUUAUUUACUCAUCCAGUUUAACUUCCAGAUGUCUAGCAAACUUCAGUAGGCUCAUCUUUAGAUGUUACACUUGAGAUUAAAACUAUUUUGAGGAUAUUUGUAGACACCUUGUAUGGUACAUAUUUAAGGUUUUCUUUUUAUUUGUGUACUUGUUUGUGCAUUAUCUGCCCCUGUUAAGUGAUUGCUUUGCUAUAAGGCCUUUUUUUAUUUUGUUUUUUGUGAAUUGCACUGAUAAAUGUAUGCCUCAUGUCUCAUAUGUUGCACUAAGAUUUUUAUUGGGGGGCCAUUGCCAGCCACUCUGCAGUCAGGUUCAGGCAGUUUGUGUGAAAAAGUUUGUUUUAUUAUCUGUGUUUGCUUCCUAGCCAUAGUAUUAUGUUUAUAUCUUGAGAAGGGUAAAAUGUUUUUAUUUAUUGGCAGAAUCUCCAGACAUGGCAAACUGACAGUUUAACUUUUUGAUACCAGCAAAAGGGAGGAGCUUAUUUAAUCUUUUUCAAGAGAUUAUGGAGUUCCUGCUAGUGAUUAGAAGCAGAGAUAAUUUCAAACUAUACAUCAUCUGUUGAGCAGAAUGAAAAGAAAUUCUCUUUUCUUUGAUAAUUUUUCCAUUUUAUGUUGUGUCUUAGAAUUUUGUAUUACAGUUGUACAAAAUCAUGAAGCAUAACAAUGUCAGAUUGUUUGCCACUAAAUAAGCAAUAGUGUUGUUGAAUCUUUGCGUAGCGGUAGAUGUCAGUGGGCGCACAAUAAAGAAUAAACAGUCUAUUACUUUCUUCCAGAACCUUUCAUGGUGUGUGUGUCUUUUAAAAAUUCAAAGCUGUGGAGGAUGAAAAAUGAUUUCCAGUUGUAAUUUAAAUUGAUUUUUAGAUUUCACAACUUUGAAGUUGAAAAGUUGGCUAUGGUUUCGGUAAAAUGAAGUUGGUUUAGAAAAAUAAUGGGGAAAGGGGAUGAUUCUGAGUUAAUAACAUUUGGCAAGUUGAUGGACGUCUUGCUAAUACUGUUGGCCUGUUGCUUGUACCUGAUGUCAUGAGAUAAAGCAUAGAACUGUAA